GCCAGCAGAUGGCGAGUUGACAGAAGGCGUCGGCGGGAUGAUAAACUACGUCGCGGCCUUCAAGUCCGUGUCCAAUCGUCGGUGACCUCCGAGACUUUUCAAAUUUGAACUGCAAAAUCGAUCGACUGUUAUUGUUUAAAAGGGCCGGAGUGGGAUCGCGGCUGAUCGGUCCCGUCACGCGGUCCGCGGGAAACUCGCGCAGUUGCGGAACAAUGAAGGGUCGCUGACUCGUCCUUCCCACUUCCCACGAAUUGUGCACGUUGGAUCGCCGUUCGCCUCGCGAUCGGGGACAAAGGAGCCUGCGAUGUUCACGCCGAUCAAGCCCAAGGAUUACGACUUGGACGACACGGUGCUGAACACGCCGCAGCCGCAGGCGUCGUCGACCGUUUGCGGAAAAAGCACGAUGGAGAGCAGAUUCGGCGACAGGCGGCAUUCGAGUGAGGCGAAGGACAAGCAGGAUUUACCAAAUGAGAAUGACUCGCAGAAAGACGAUAGGUCCUCGUUAGGUCUUCUUGACAAUAUGUCGGGUCUCACAAGCAUAAGCGCGGAGGAGGACAAUUUAGAGCUUGAGUAUGCCAGGAGGCUUCUUCGGAAGUGUAGUGAAACAAAAAACUCUUCUUUAACCACAGAUACAAACAAAGAAAACAAUGCCAAUGUGCAAAAUAUAACUGGCAACUUCACUUUACCAAUUAGGACUUAUAUAUCUGAGUUGGACAAGGAAUGUAUGCAUCACUCAACAAAUAAAGUUAGCACGGCUAGUGUUAAUUUUGAACCUAACGAAAUCACAGCACGUUCGUCUGGCAUCAGCAGCAGUGCUGACGGACUUCCUUCAGUGAACAGAUCUUUUAAUGGCAUUGGCUUAAACGAAAACGAUAUAACGCAAAUUAAUAACGAGUUGAUGGCAGAAAUGAAUAAGGAAGAAUUUCUAUCUGGCUCAAAAAUGGCCGAACAGUUGUCGAUUGAUGAGGCUCGCUGGCUGCAAGAUCGCACGUAUUGUAUGCCAGUCACGAAUCCAGAAAAACAAACAACAGAUUUUGGCUCUCUGUCUGGUAUUAUUGGAGACCUAGAACUAUCGGUGCAGUCUUGUGCCGGACGAAAGGUAUCGGUAGGCCAAUACUUUGAACGAAAGUCUGAUAAUAUAGGAAUAUUAGGAAGUAAUAAAGUAAGACCGAGUUUUGGUCUUGUCUCGGAAACUCCUGUAAGAACGGGCAAAUUACCAGCAUUAGUUGAGUCGACUAUCAUGGCAGAUGCAACAGCGUUGUCGACGGAAUUGACGGAGAAAGAGAAUGUGCUUAUUCCUAAUGCAACAAGAGACGCAGACGAAAAUAGUGUCAUAAGUUUAAGCACUAUUGUUAAUACUUUACAAGAUGUUAAUAGCGAGACGCCACGACGAUUGAUUGAUCAGCUUUUAAUGGCACAAAAAAAGAAGAAAAGUUCAAUAAUACAAGACAAUGCGAGAAAAGAAACUUAUAAUUUGCCUUCCAAUGAAAAAUCCGUCCUAGCGAUGCCCACUACAUGCCAUUUGCCUAUUUCUAACAAAUUUGAUGACAUCAAUAUAAAAAAUGUUUUAGCUAAAUUAUCACUAGAUAGUAAAAAAAGUGAGAUGGCAAAUAAAAUUGUUGAUACAAAGCAGGAGCGUAUGAGAGUUCCUUCAAGUAAAAAUGGGAAGAAUGUUAAAUCUUUCACAAAUGUAUCUAAAAAGAAAAUAUUAAAGGAGGAAGCAUGUAGUAAAAAUGUGAUAUCUUCAUUUAAUCAAGAUUUAGGUGUGUCGUCAACAUCAGAUCUUACGUUUUCUUUACGAAAUCCCACAUUACCAUCCAGUGACAAAUUGACUGCAUCCAACAUAUCAUUUAAAACGAACAAAAUGAAUUAUAAUGAAGAAAGCUACAGUGAUUUAAAUAUACAAAGUAAAGAUGGGAUAAGAAAAAAGGAUAUUUCUAAUAAUAUGAUAAGUUCAUCGCUCUCAAUAAACACGAAUACGGAAAUACAGUCUGAUUCAAAGAAUGUUGUUCUUGGCAAGAAUACAGAAAAAUUAUGUAAUUGCAUUGUUGGCGUGACGAAUGAAAUUAAUGUUGAACUUGUAAACAAUGGAGAUAGAUGGAUUACAUAUAUCAUUAAACUAAUUGAAGUGGUAGGAGAUACGCAAAGUAUUGAAUUAAAUAUUCCUUCGGAAGAUGAUUUAAUAAACCCUAAUGGAUGCCAAUCAACAAAGAUUGAAGUGAAAGUAACAAAAAUGUGCAAACCAAUAUUUAUAAUAUUAAAUAUACAUUUAUCAGACAUGGUAGCAAAAUCAAAAUGGUCUAUGAAACACAUGGUGUGCGUUAAUCCGGAACAACCUGAACUUGACAUCAUAUGUCCUACUGACAAACAGGAAUUAGAUUUUCAAUAUAUUGCAGAGGAAACAACAAAAAUUUUACCUAUAACUCUUCAUAACAAAAGCAACGUUGAUGUGCCUGUGAAGCUCUCUAUACUACUUGAUGCAUCAAAAAUAUUCAGUAUUAAUGAACCAACGCACCUAGUACUUAAACCACUUGAGAAAUUUACCACUAAUAUAAGUUGUAAAAAAUCGCGAUCUACAUCAGAUUCUCCGCAGAGACAGCCACAACAUUGGAAGAGCAAAUUAAUUGUAUAUGUACAAUACAAGGAUGACACAGUAUUACUCAGGAAAGAAGUGCCUCUUUACGCACAAAUAGGUAUUUGUAAAAUCCAAAUUAUCGACACAGAAAUACCUAUAGUUGUUCCAAGACAGCAAGGCAAAUUGGUGAAUAUCCUUAACUCGGGAAAUGUGGCGACCCACGUGUCCGCUACUAUCGUAUCAAUAGAGGGGCAUCCAAACACGACGCAAGAUUUUUCUAUAAAGCCAGAUAAUAUAUUCUUGCAAACUGGAGAGAAAAGUUCAUUCUUAAUUGUAUAUAAGCCACAAUUUUCAGAUGCAAAUUGUAUAGAUGAUGAAAGAUAUGCAAAGAUUAAGUUGGUUGCCGGGAACAAUGUUUACCACUACAUCAUAAGUACCGAACAAAGAUCAUUAGAGUCAGAAAAAGAAAAUUAUCUGCGUUGCCAUACGCCUAAUAAUGUUGUAUCUCUAAGCCCAGCAACGUCACCUCAAAGUAUAACUUCUAAUAGAUCUGGACCUUUCGAUAGAAAUUCACCAAUCAGUACGGUAUCCAGUAUAGCUGUAGCAGGAAAUAUAAUUCCAAUCAGAGCUACACAUGCUGAGCUAGCGUGGAAUAGCGUAAAAACGGGUAAAAGCGAAAUGAAGGAGUUUACAAUUCGAAAUACGAGCAAUAACAAGAUUAAAAUUCAAAUAGAUAUAUGUGACGAUAGUAAGAGUUUUAAGUUUCUCGGAGAUAAACAGACUAUCAAUACAAGCAUGGUACUGGCAAUGCAACGGCAAGAAAUCAAGACACUCGCAGUUGUGUUCAGUCCGUAUUGCGUAGGCCCAGUAGUUGGAAAAAUUACUAUCAAGCAUUAUACAAGAGAAAGUAAUGAUUCUCAACAGUUCAAAAAAAUACCUUUGUACGGAUACGGUGGCUGCAGCAAAGUCAAAAUCGCGGGUACAUUUAAAGAUGCGAGUGGAAAAAUGUGGUUGUCGCUCGGGAAUUUGAACUCCGAAACUACAACUUUGAGUGCAAAUAUCAGAUUGGAUAACAGUGGCGACUUACGUUCAUUCGCCAAGAUCACAGUUAUACCGAAAGUUAUUUGUUCAACAAUGAACUCUAGUUGGUACGUUAAUCCAAAAGAAGUGAUUCUUGAUUCUAAAGAAUCUCAGCAAAUAGCGAUACAAUUUCAUCCGAAGAAAGAAGACUUCGCGUUAUUGCAACGUUCGGAAGUGUCGCACGUCGCAACGAUAAAUGUUACCUAUGGUGAUGAACCGACCCGCUGGCGAAUACGCAGAUUGUAUAACAAAAUAAAAGAAUCGGGUGAAUCAACGAGGAAUGAAAAUGAGGCGUUCAAGAAUAUUGUGCAUCCUAUAUGUAAAACUUUUCCCGGAGAACAACUAAAUCCUGCUAUAGCGUCAAUUCGAGAUUCUAUCCAAAAUCUAAGCGAUCUAUGCACCGGAGUUCAUCAAUCCGAGAUAAUGCUCACGGUGGAAUCGUGCGCGGAUGAUACUUUAUUUGCUGUACAUUAUGACACUGAUGAAUCAGAGAUGUAUCAGUCUUUAAUAAGCGACACCACUCAUAUGGAUGAAGCGGGUGGAGCAAGUUACUUCGCCUCUCAAACUACGACAGAACAUGAAACUCAACGUCCUGAAUUGCAAGGAGAUCAAUUCACUGUAACUCCGUCCACCAUCAUUCUUAAUCCUCCGAUACAGAAUGAAGCAACCGUAACUAUUUUUAGUUUUUUCAAAACGGCCGAGACAUUCCAGACCAGUCUGUCAAAUUCAGAUUACCUCAGCGUCGUUCCUGCGGAAGGAAUACUCCCCGGCAAGAAAAGCUUUCCUUUAAAAAUACAAUGUUCGCAGAGAAUAGAACGUAAUAUGCAGGCUAUACUUGAGGUUUAUACAGAGAAUAAUAAACAGGAUGUAUUGAUCAAAGUCGUCGUGAGGCGAUAACGAUGGAAAUCUGCGACUAUCGGAAUAUUUAUUUAUGUAAUUAUUGUAAUUGAAAAGUUUUAUAAAAGUGAUAUUUUA
Messenger RNA from Temnothorax curvispinosus, 4630 nucleotides. RefSeq lists its product as uncharacterized. The coding region runs from base 305 to 4552 and encodes 1415 amino acids. The record is from RefSeq and is a predicted model, not a curated record. The transcript is spliced from 20 exons. NCBI's taxonomy places the organism in Eukaryota, Metazoa, Arthropoda, Insecta, Hymenoptera, Formicidae.